GUAAAUUCAUUCAUGUCUUAUAAACAGUGACCCAGCAGAAACUACAACGAGCAACAUGACACCAGAACAAAUCAAAGGAACAUCCAAACCCAUGGGCUUACAGGUCCAAUUACCGGCUUAUAUGAUGGCCAUAUAUCAUUUGGUAGUCAGCGUUAUACUCUUUAUCGAAUAUUCAAUGGAGAUGGACAGAAGGAACAACAUACAGCUGUGUAAUUUCCACCUCAUUGCAGACCAAAUAUCAAGCUAUCUCCUUCUCGUGGUCCUGUUUCUAACCAGCGUCUCAUUGCUGACUGGUGUCAUGACGAAUCAAGGAAGGUUUGUUAUGCCAUUUUUGGCUUUGCAGAUCAUGGAUUUUAUCCUAAGUUUUCUGAUGUUCUUUACCAGUUAUAGUGAGAUACCUUCAAUGAAAGAAACAUUAAAACAAAACAACAUGGCAGUAUUCAAGCUGGAUACCCAGGCAACAGAAUGGAGAUAUCUUCAGUUGAGCCUUAGAUUGAUGAUAACUUGUAGUGGUUAUGGUGAAGUCCCCACCUACUUAAACUUAAAGCCUGCAGAUUACAUUGCUUAUUUUUCAGCGAGCAUGUCUUCUGAGAAAUACAUCAAGAAAAUGAUCAUCUUCUCAGUGCUCUAUACUGCUGUGAUCUUAUAUAAGGCACUGAUGAUCUGUUGCACCUGGAGAUUCUGCAAGGGUUCGAAUGAAUUAGCAAAGAAUCAAUCAAAAGACAUGUUUAUGCUGAAAGAAAUCUCAAAGGCAGCACUUCCAUCCUACAAGGAGGCAACUAAAAUGGAACUCAAAGAUUUACCGCCCCCCUACUCCACUGUUUAACUAAAAGUCUACAAAAAUUCUGCUUCUGUGCUAAAUGCUUCCUUUCAUCCUAUAUGUGAUACAGAGAAAGGUGAGGUGCCUCACCCACAGCAAGCAAG
Molecule: messenger RNA, 924 nt
Organism: Bufo bufo (common toad)
Lineage: Eukaryota; Metazoa; Chordata; Amphibia; Anura; Bufonidae
Gene: LAPTM5
Product: lysosomal protein transmembrane 5
Exons: 8
Coding region: 56-826 (256 amino acids)
Cellular component (GO): lysosomal membrane
Source: RefSeq, a predicted model, not a curated record